UUAAUCUGCUUUCUCAACUCCCUCUGCUUGCAUGUGUUCUGUUUUGGUACAAAAUUGUUUUAUGUACUCAUGUGUUUUCAGUGAAUUUGAUUGAUUCUUAAUAAUGGCUCCUAAAUUACGUGAUUUGAUAAUAACGUAUAAUAACCUUGCUAAUCCCGAUGGGUCCGCUUUGUUUUGUCAGGGUAACACGAUUGUCCAAGCUUAUGUUUUUGGUCCAGUAGAUGUUUCUAAUUCCAAGGAGCGAUCCGAAAAAGCAUCUCUAUUUGUUACUUUUAAACCAAAAAACUCAUGCAACAAACAUGAGAUUCGAAAGGAACUGUAUGAGAACUAUAUCCGAACUGUUCUGGAAACAAUCAUUCAUCUCGAUAUGCAUCCUCGAACCAGUAUAUCAGUAAUUUUACAAGAAAUGCAAGAUGAUGGUUGUUUGUUAUCUGCUGCUGUUAACAGCGCUUGUUGUGCAUUACUUGAUGCUGGUAUUCCUAUGAAGUGCAUGAUAGCCUCAGUUACCAGUUGUAUUUCAGUUGAUGCAAUUCAAUUGGAUCCAAAUAAAGAAGCAUCUCAAAAGUCAGAUGGAUCCAUAGUCUUAACAUUCGAAAGCUCAAAAAAUGGCAUUAUUUCAGUAACUAGCGAAGGAGAAUUAACUUUUGAUAAUAUUAAAGAAGCCAUUAAACUAGGUUGUUUAGCAUCCAAAGAAAUUUAUGAUUUUUAUCAUAAAUCAAUGAAGAAAAGAUUUUUGAUUAAUUCAUGAAGAAUAAAAAAACAUCUUGAAGGUUUAAAGACCUAUUUACGUUCGAGAUACAAAAAUUUGCAUACUUUAAUAAAAUUUUCCAUCAAGAAUUA
This is a messenger RNA of Tetranychus urticae (two-spotted spider mite), 840 nucleotides long. RefSeq names its product exosome complex component RRP46. The record is from RefSeq and is a predicted model, not a curated record. Gene Ontology annotation, biological process: poly(A)-dependent snoRNA 3'-end processing; rRNA catabolic process; nuclear mRNA surveillance. Gene Ontology annotation, molecular function: RNA binding. Gene Ontology annotation, cellular component: nucleolus; cytoplasmic exosome (RNase complex); nuclear exosome (RNase complex). Lineage: Eukaryota; Metazoa; Arthropoda; Arachnida; Trombidiformes; Tetranychidae.